AUGGCAACCGAAAUGUACGGACAUCGACUCUUGUACUCCGAGAAGGACAUCUUCUCAUCAGACGUAAUGUUGGAGUAUUCCACCGAAGAGUGUUACUUAAAUUGGCCAAGGUCACCAGAUUCCGGCCGUUCCAGCUUGGAACCGACUUCGUCGCUGGACGGAAACCACGAGUCUACACAUAUAGCGUAUAGAGGAUUGCCGAACGAUAUUUUAGAGGAGGAAGACGCUGACCUGGAAGCGUCUGGAAAGAGAAGAGGCCGCGCCACCAGUGCGGCGGUUUUGAAGCGACGUCGUCUAGCUGCUAAUGCCAGAGAGAGGAGACGAAUGCAAAAUCUGAAUAAGGCGUUCGACAGACUCCGUGGUCACCUACCCUCCCUGGGCGCUGAUCGUCAACUAUCCAAGUACGAGACACUGCAAAUGGCGCAGACCUACAUUGCGGCGUUGUACGAACUGUUGCAGUGA
This is a messenger RNA of Leptosia nina, 462 nucleotides long. NCBI's taxonomy places the organism in Eukaryota, Metazoa, Arthropoda, Insecta, Lepidoptera, Pieridae. The record is from the annotation of a GenBank genome assembly.